AUGUUAAAUUAGCUAAGCUCAACUGACUCAUUAUGGAAUCCUCUUGUAGUAAAAGUAGCAACAUAGAUAGAUUUAAUAUUUGUUUCAUUAGGAUUCAGAGGAAUCGCAAUAAUCAAUGAAAAAGGAGAUUAGAUACUACAUACCUAGGAAUUUGGUAAUAAUUACGUGUAGUAUUUUGAAUCUACUUCAGAUGGGCAAUACCUUUUCAUUGCAGUUUCAUAAAAUCUAUUGGUUUAUCAUUUAGAUUUUAAAACAAAUAAUUCCUCUAAUUUUGAAAUGUAGAACUUUGCUUUAUUCUAAAACAUAACAUUUUAGAAAAAUAUUUUAUCAACUAGUUAUAAAUAGCAAAAAGAAUUAUUAAUAAUAGCAGUAAAAGGUGGUGAUAUAUUUAUUUAUGAUACUUCUAUUAAGAAUAUGUUAUCUCUAAUUUCAACUUUUAAUACAGGUUCUGUUAUGAUAAAUUAUUUGUUUCUUUCAUAGGAUGGUAAAUGGCUUUAUAUAGCAAGCGAUGUGAAAGGUCUGUAUAUGCUUAAUUUAUAAGAAUAAUUUGUGACAAAUUAAAAUGGAAGAAAAAUAAACAUUUUAAAUGCUGCCCAAGGAAGUAUUGGAUUGAGUACAUAUUAAGCUAUUGCUACAAGAGACAAUACUUUUAUUUAUGCUAUUGAUUUCUGGUACGGGUUUUUUUACUCAAAUUGUUCUCAAGUAGUUAGCAGUAAUUCAACUCAAUAUCCAAUAUAACUAUCUUUCACUGAGUUUUGGCCCUUUUAAGGCAUAUAGCCUUCAUGUCAAAAUAUCAUUAUGAAUAGGGAUGAGACUUUUAUUUUCUUAGGAGUUAGAUCUUAUGGAAUUCUCAUUUUGGACAUCAGAUAGAGAUAUCAAAUUCAAGUUUUUGAAUUAAUAAAGUUAGAUGAUCUCUUCAUUUCAAUACAAUUCUCAAAAACAGAAAAUUAUUUAUAUUUUAGUAGCUCAGAUAGUAUUUUUACAUACACUUAAGUUGAACCAAAUUUAAAUUAGGAUUUACCAAAUUUUUUUAACACCCAUUAAAUUAAGUAUCAAGAUUUUCUUGAUUUGACCUAUAAGUGGAGAUGCUACAUAGAUCCUGACGAUCAAUACCUCAUCGGGGGAUUUGAUGUAAGAGGUUUAUAUGUAUUUCCUUUUAACUAAGACCCCUAUAAUAUGGAUGUUAAUAAUUUCAAAAAUUAUGAUAUUCCAGUAAAUGCUAUUUAUUUCGAAAAAUCAAACAAAUACUUAGUUUUGCCUAGAUACUUUUCAGAAUAAGGUAUUGGAAUAUUUUAAUACAAUCCAUUAAAUGCAAAUCCUGAUGAAUAAAAUAUUUCUCUUUUAAAUUUGAAACUUUUAAAAGACUACAAAAUCGAAGAUACCUAAGUCUCAGAAAUGAUUGUUUUUAGUGCUGAUACAAAAUUUGCUGUGCAAACUUACAUGAUUGGUUUGAUUAUUUAUGACUCAGCAAAUAUAUUUAACUUAACCAUGCUAUCUAGAUGGUAUAAUAAGGAAUUUAUGAAAGGAGAUAAUCAAGGAGCUUGCUUCACGAGAGAUAAUAAUUGGAUAUAUAGCGCAAUAAGAUUGUUUGGAGUGUAUCUUUUAAAUGUUCAUGAUAAGGCAAAUCCUAUUCUAACUGAUUACAUCAUAACUCAUGGCGGUGAAAAUGUUAUAAUGUCUUAAAUAUUUGAUACAUAUUUAUACUUAUUGGAUGGUUUUAAAGGAUUUGGAAUUAUCGAUUCAAGUUAUGCACCUUAAUUGCGAAUAAUUUCAAGAAUUCAACUACCAGGAUAUACUGUAGAUGCAUGGCUUAUAAAUGAAGAAUAAUAUAUUUUAAUAACAUCUAUGGGAAAAGGUUUUUUAACUUUGAUAGACAUAAGAAAUAAAAAUUUCCCACAAAUUGUUAACAGUAUUUCUUAUGAAAAUCAAUACGCUUUUGCAUUAUGCACACCAAAAACAAGUGAAUAUAUAUUUAUAACUACUUCUACUGGAAUUAUUGUACUUCCAACCCGUAGCUAAAUUUAAAUUCAUACUCAUGUAAGUUUAGUUCAGUAAAAUAAAAUUACAGGAUAAUAAAUCCUAAGCAAACUCUAAAAGCAAGCUUUACCAUUUGGUUAAGAGAAUUCCAGCAUAAAUUUAGAAUUUGUCUUUACAGUUGGCUAAUAAAUUCAGUUUAAUUUUGCUAUCCUCUAUCUUAUUGACCAAAAUAUGUAAAUUAAUAAUAUUUACUAUUAUAAAAAAGGAGAAAAUCUACCUAUCCCUUCUUUUUUCUCCUUUAAUAAAUUUUCGCAAUCCUUGCAAUUUUUUGUAGAUAAAAGUUUAGUUUAAGAAAAUAUAAAUUAUCCAAACCUAAAUAUUAUUCUUCUUUAAACAGUAAUUCCUCUGAAUACUUAAUCAUUCAUUUAAUUUUCAAACUAAACUGAUGUUAGUGUGAUAAAUAUCACUUAAUCAUAAAUGAUUUACUAAUACCUCUAAGAAUAAAAUAUUUUAGACCUUAAUGGAAUUAUUAAUAACCAAUUUGACUUUACUUAACCUUUCCAGCUAGAUUUAUAAUUUUAGAGCAAGUUGAUUGAUCCAUCAACUAUAUAAGAAGAUAAUUAUACAAUAGUCAUCCAAUAAAUAACUUGGAUAAUUAAACUAACAUUAAUGAGAUCUUUUUACAUUAAUCCAAUCAAAUUUUAUGUUCAAACUUCUCUUUCAUUUGAUAACUAAAAUAUAAAUUAAUUUAUAACGUCUAAUACUCAAAACACAAUCUCCCUAACCCUAUCUGUAAAUAGUUCUGAUGGUAAAUUAAUUUUUAAUACCAAUCCGAGUGUUGUAUUUUAACUUUCUGAUUUAUAAGAUUAAUUAAUAAUCUAAGGAAGCUUAGAAAAUGUAAAUAAAGUGUUAUAUAAUAAGAUAAUAUUUGCUAAUUAAACUUAAAUUACUUCAAAAAGCUCUCCAAAAUAAUUAUAAGUCAACAGUGAGAACAAUCUUCAAAUAUAAAUUAACAAGUAAUUUCCAGGAGGUGUUAUUUAUAUUGAAUCUGAGAUAGCCUUCUCUUUCUCAAAAGAUUCUUUUAUUGUCUCAGAUACUUAGGAUUUAACUUACUAAUAUUUUUAUCUUUAAUCACCAAAUAAUUAUAAUUUGAUACCUCCAAAUUUUUGGUUGUAGGAAUCUGGUAAUAGCGAUAUGUCAUUUAAAGGCUCAACUACUUCUAGCAUGUUUUAAAAAUCUUAUAGUUUCAAAAUUAUUGCCUCAGAUGGAUAUACCUAUGCUGAAGACCUAUUUGUUUUGGAAGUCAGUGGGAUUCCUCUAAUUUACUUGCUGAAUCUACUACUCAAAAUAAUUGGCCCUAUUGUUUUUUUAAUCGGUCUAAUUUAGUAAAGAAGUGUAUUCUUAAAUUCAAUUUUCAGGAAAAGAGUAACUUUUCCUGAAGAGGUGGCUGUUUGUAAUGAAUUUUAUAUGAAGCAAAUCAUAAUUCAAGGAAAUAAUUAAAAAUACUCAUAAAUUAUUCUGAUUUAGCUAUUCAAUAAAGAUUUAAAGUAACUGAAGCCUCAUGACUAGCCCUUUCUAAUUGAAAAAAAGUAUAUGGACAGUAAAGGAAAUAUAAUGAUGUCUCUCGUCAUAAAAGAUAUUCUAAAUUAUGACAUUAAAAUAAAAUAAUUAGACAAACAAAAUUUUGAAAAUGAUAUUUAGAAUAUAGAUUCUAAAAUUUAUAGAGCAUUAAGGGCUUAGAUUUCUAGAUAUUUUUUAAACUUAGAUUAUAGAUCAUUCAUAGUUUAUAGCUACAUAAAAUAUUUUUGCAGUAAGGAAAUUCAAAAUUGUCAAAAUGACUGGUUUAAAGCUAUAGUAAAAAUAGACUACUAAUUAGAUAAUAUACUUAAAUAAAGCUAUUAAUCCUAGAGGUAAUCAAAAGUAUUUCCAAAGCUAGAGUUAAAAUAUAAAGUAUUAUUAGAAAUACUAUAAUCCUUGAAAUUAUUCCCAUAGUAAUUAAAUAUAAUUCCUGAUUCUUUUGAGUAACUUAUAGAGCUUUGCAUAGAACAUCAAGCAAAAAUCAAUUUAUACUUAAUUAGAGAAGUCAUAUUUGCUGAUACUUAUGGAUUUUGUGGAGAAAAAACUUCUAAGUUAAAAGUAGCUUUUGGUUAAUCAUUGCAUAUUGAUUCACAAAAAAUUAAAUAAAUUAUUGCGUAGUAUACUUAGUAUGGAAUAUCUAAAAAUAUGAGAUUGCCUACUUGGCUUUAUUUAGAUUAAAAAAAUGGAGUGAUUAUUUUGCAUGGAAUACCUGUAUAAGAUGAUAUUGAAGAAAUACUCAUAAGAAUUUUAGAUAACACAGGAUAUGUAAUCUAAUAAUACAUGCUAAAAAUAGUAAAAAAUUUAAAUAUAAAUUAAUAAAGCAAUGAUAUUGAUUAAAUUUACUAAGUAGCUGAUGAGACGAACUAUUAAAAUCACAGCAAUUAGUCAUUUAAAUAAUAUAAUUAAGAAAUAAAUAUAUUGUAAACAAAUAACUUAAAUAAAACUCUAUCAAUUGUUAAGAGAUAUUCGGAGGUAAAACCAAUAUAAAUUAAAAAUGAAUUUUCUCAAAUUUGCCUAUCUACAUAACUAUCCCCUUGUAAAAUGAGUGAUUAUAAUUUUAGAGUUAAAAAAAAUUCAAAAAAUGCUGACAACUAAAAUAUAGAGUUAAUUUCUUUAAAUGAAGAUCAAAACACUAAUAACAGUUUUUUCAAUAAUAAUAAAAAUAAUAAAUAUGACCUCACCUUCAGCUAAUAGCUUUAAUUUUCAAAAUUUCUUUAAAAUAGGAAUGACUUAGAAAAAGAAUUAACUCAUUCUUAAGAAUACAAAUAUUAAAUUCAAGAGAAAAAUUAAAGUUUAGAUGAAAUUAUAGAAUGA
Molecule: messenger RNA, 4869 nt
Organism: Tetrahymena thermophila SB210
Lineage: Eukaryota; Ciliophora; Oligohymenophorea; Hymenostomatida; Tetrahymenidae
Product: calpain family cysteine protease
Exons: 4
Molecular function (GO): protein binding
Source: RefSeq, a predicted model, not a curated record